CUCCGUGGUUUCACUGGAAAUGCUGAAACGUGAGCCUUUCCCAUUGCCUCAGCAUUCAUCUCGCUGCUGUGUACCCCUUCUUUCGAAGUACUCCUAUUGCAGGAGAGAAUUGUGACGAGCUAGAGAUGGAGGAUGAGGAAGGCUACACCGCUUUGAAUUUACGACCCUCAGCUUCAGUUAUUACUCCUGGAUAUCUGAGCAGCAACAAACGUUCUGCAUUUAAGGCUCCAACCAGUUGUGUUGUAGUAGAUAGAGCUUCUGCCUCAUCUUCCAUAUGGCGGCCGGUGGCCUUUGCUUUCCUUGCUUUGUGCCUGGUGCUGCUGACGGGGCUGGUAGCCCUGCUGGCUCUGUUUUUUCAGGUUUCCAAGGAUCCUGAGGAAGGAAAGAAGCUGCAGGAAAUGAGGGAAGCAUUGUGUUUUGAAGGGAAGGAGAAAAAUGAAACAAAAUGUACUCUCUGUCCAGCAAGCUGGCAAAACAGUGGUGCUGACAACUGCUUCUACAUUUCAAAGCAGAAGAAAACAUGGAAGCAAAGCCAGGAAUUCUGUUCUUCAAGAAACUCCACUCUACUUGUGCUAAAAGACAAAGCAAAGAUGGUUUCUCUGCCACAUGAUUCACAGUUUUACUGGGUUGGAUUAUCAUACAUAUCUGAAAGGAGCAGGUGGUACUGGGAGGAUGGAACAGCUUUUUCAAAAGAAGCAACAAAUUGGGUUAUAUUAUAUGACAACAUCUUCUGUGCCUCCUUAUAUGGUCAGAUUAUUUAUGCCAGCCACUCUUGUUCGACAAAGCAAUUCUGGAUCUGUGAGAAAGUGGCUGUUCAUUUCAUCUGAAGAAGCAUUGCAAGAAGGGGUGUGGGAUCUGCCAGUGUGAGAUACCAACUUUAGGAACAGGAAGUUCUAAAUACAUUUUAAUUUUUGUUUAUCAUACAGUUUUCUCAGAAUGGUGAUUCAAGUGUUUUGGCUAGGACAGAGUUGCUUUUCCUCAUAGUAGCUAGUAUGGGGCUAUGUUUUGGAUUUGUGCUGAAAACAGUGUUGAUAAUACAGGCGUGUUUUCACUAUUGCUGAGCAGUGCUUAUACAGAGUCAAGGCUUUUUCUGCUUCUCACACUACCCCACUAGCGAGUAGGCUGGGGGUGGGCAAGAAGUCGGGUGGGGACACAGCUGGGACAGCUGACCCUAACUGACCAAAGGGUUAUUCCAUAUCAUAUGAUGUCAUGCUCAGUAUAUAAACUGGGUGGAAGAAGAAGGAAGUGGGAGAUAUUUGGAGUUACAACAUUUGUCUUCCCAAGUAACCAUUACACAUGAUGAAGCCCUGGUCUCGUGGAGAUGGCUGAACACCUGCCUGACAGUGGGAAGUAGUGAAUGAAUUCUUGUUAUGCUUUGUUUGUGCAUGUGGCUUUUGCUUUACCUAUUAAACUGUCUUUAUCACAACUCACAAGUUUUCUUACUUUUACUCUUCCGAUUCUCUCCCCCAUCCCACUGCGGGGGGAAGUGAGCGAGCUGCUGUGUGGUGCUUAGUUGCCCACUGGGGCUAAACCACAACAGUCUUUUUUGGCACACAACUUGGGGCUCGAAGGGUUUGAGAUAAUGACAGAUCUGACCGGAAUAUGCUAGAAGCAAUCUCUGUGAAAAUAGAGUCAAAUGUCACGGUUGCAUUAAACAUUACCUGAAUAACUUCAGUGCUAUCAUGACAUCAGUUGCUACACAAACAGCAGUGAGGAUAAUAAUUAUGUGCUCCAUUCAGAACUACACACAAUCAGUACUCAAACUGAUGCAGAAUCCAUUGCCACAGAUCUUACUUGAACUCUUGUAUUAGACACACUGUUUGGGAUCUCUGGAGCUCAAGGUACACACUAAGCAUCAUGUGUUAUUAAAGCACUUGUCAUACUUCUUGAAAGAAAAUGGUGUUUCCAGUUUUUCUGGGUGGAGUUUCAUUGCAUGCGUUCUUUGAAGUUUUGUAUGUCAGCAUCUGUUUUGUAUUACAUAUGCAUAUGUUCCUUGUAUUUAUAUAUACCCCUUGUAUCUAUGUGUAUAGGCCUUAGUAUUUGGAGACUUUCCUUAAAAUAAAUGAAAAAAUAAUAUCUUUAAUAGUCAAUAUUUCCUUGGAAAAUAUUCUCAAAGACUGAAGCAGUUCCUUGAUAAAAAUAUGAAUCCCUCUUUCUAAUGUGCCAAAAGGUGUUUGUGAACUGAAUAAAUUCAUUA
This is a messenger RNA of Phalacrocorax carbo (great cormorant), 2197 nucleotides long. The record is from RefSeq and is a predicted model, not a curated record. NCBI's taxonomy places the organism in Eukaryota, Metazoa, Chordata, Aves, Suliformes, Phalacrocoracidae.